Molecule: messenger RNA, 2213 nt
Organism: Oncorhynchus masou masou (cherry salmon)
Lineage: Eukaryota; Metazoa; Chordata; Actinopteri; Salmoniformes; Salmonidae
Product: pre-mRNA-splicing factor SPF27-like
Exons: 7
Coding region: 110-787 (225 amino acids)
Biological process (GO): mRNA processing
Cellular component (GO): precatalytic spliceosome; catalytic step 2 spliceosome; Prp19 complex
Source: RefSeq, a predicted model, not a curated record
CCCGGAAGACGGCAGAAGCAACCAGCUGCGUUGGUUUGCUGCUGAGACAACUAGCUAGCCAUCCAUCCAUCCAUCCAGCGGUGUUAGCAAACAAACAACUAAACUGAAUAUGGCUGGAACUUCAUCAGUAGCUGGUGAAGUAUUUGUCGAUGCCCUACCGUAUUUUGACCAGGGUUAUGAUGCAGCGGGCGUUAGAGAGGCGGCUGCAGCCUUGGUAGAGGAGGAGACUCGCCGAUACAGACCCACCAAGAACUACCUCAGUUAUAUGCCAACACCUGAUUUCACUACAUUUGAAACUGAAAUCAUGAGGAACGAGUUUGAGAGACUAGCAGCCCGGCAGCCCCUGGAACUUCUCAGCAUGAAGAGAUAUGAGCUUCCAGCUCCAUCAUCAGGGCAGAAGAAUGACAUCACUGCAUGGCAGGAGAGUGUGAACAACUCUAUGGCUCAGCUGGAGCAUCAAGCAGUGCGCAUUGAGAACCUGGAACUUAUGGCACACUACGGUACCAAUGCAUGGAAGGUCUACAAUGAUAACCUGGCCUUUAUGAUUGAAUUGGCUCAAAAAGAACUACAGAAAUGUAGAAAGCAGAUUCAGGACUUGAACUGGCAACGGAAGAAUGAUCAGCUUGCAGGCGGAGCCAAGCUGAGAGAGCUGGAGUCAAAUUGGGUGUCCCUCGUAAGUAAGAACUAUGAGAUUGAACGUGCCAUCGUCCAGUUGGAGAAUGAAGUUGGACAGCUCAAACAGCAGCAUGGUGACGAGAACAAGGAAAACAUUCGACAGGACUUCUAGAAACAGAACCUUGCAGAAGAGACAUUUUACAAGAAAGGAAAUGUUGAGCUUGCAGCUUGAGAACAACGAAAACCAAUGUGAAAAGAACAGGACUGUCCCUCCAAACGUUAAGAACCUAGUUGCCUUGGCUGCACAGCUUCUUAUGACAGUCUUUACAUUAGUCUCAGACAGUGACCGUUGAAAAACUAUUGGUCCUGUGUAGAGCAUAUUUGGUGUACCUCGAUCACUUCAGAGGUGAAGUCUGAUUUUGUUGUUUUUUUAAUAACUUUUAUCAAUGCUUGUCAAUUUGAUGAGUAAUUCUAAAAUGAGGUAGUUAAUAACAAAUGAUGCAGUCUACAAAAGUCACUUGAUUUAACAUAUAGACAUAAGUACAGUUGAAGUCUGAAGUUUACAUACACCUUAGCCAAAUACAUUUAAACUCAGUUUUUCACAAUUUCUGGCAUUUAAUCUCUAAAAAAAUCCCUGUUCCCUGUUUGGGUCAGUUAGGCUCACCACUUUAUUUUAAAUAUGUGAAAUGAUUUCUUUCAUCACAUUCCCAGUGGGUCAGAAGUUUUACAUACACUCAAUUAGUGUUUGGUAGCAUUGCCUUUAAAUAGUUAAACUUGGGUCAAAUGUUUCGGGUAGCCUUCCACAAUAACUUGGGUGUAUUUUGGCCCAUUUCUCCUGACAGAGCUGAAUGUAACUGAGUCAGGUUUGUAGGCCUCCUUGCUUUCACACACUUUUUCAGUUCUACCCACAAAUUUUCUAUGGGAUUGAGGUCAGGGCUUCGUCAUUAUGGCCAAACAGUUCUAUUUUUGUUUCAUCAGAUCAGAGGACAUUUCUCCCAAAAGUAUUAUCUUUGUCCCCAUGUGCAGUUGCAAACCGUAGUCUGGCUUUUUUUUUAUGGAGGUUUUGGAACAGUGGCUUCAGGUUAUGUCGAUAUAGGACUCGUUUUACUGUGGAUUAAUACUUUUGUACCGGUUUCCUCCAGCAUCUUCACAAGGUCCUUUGCUGCUGUUCUGGGAUUGAUUUGCACUUUUCGCACCAAAGUACAUUCUUCUCUAGGGGACAGAACGCGUCUCCUUCCUGGGCGGUAUGACUGUUGUGUGGUCCCAUGGUGUUUAUACCUGCUUACUAUUGUUUGUACAGAUGAACGUGCUACCUUGGAAAUUGCUCCCAAGGAUGAACCAGACUUGUGGAGGUCUACACUUGUUUUUCUGGGGUCUUGGCUGAUUUCUUUUGCUUUUCCCAUGAUGUCGAGCAAAGAGGCACUGAGUUUGAAAGUAGGCCUUGAAAUACAUCCACAGGUACACCUCCAAUUACAUUUACAUUUUACAUUUAAGUCAUUUAGCAGACGCUCUUAUCCAGAGCGACUUACAAAUUGGUGAAUUCACCUUCUGACAUCCAGUGGAACAGCCACUUUACAAUAGUGCAUCUAAAUCAUUAA